This is a messenger RNA of Lindgomyces ingoldianus, 573 nucleotides long. RefSeq lists its product as uncharacterized. The record is from RefSeq and is a predicted model, not a curated record. NCBI's taxonomy places the organism in Eukaryota, Fungi, Ascomycota, Dothideomycetes, Pleosporales, Lindgomycetaceae. The transcript has 3 exons. Bases 1 to 573 code for a protein of 190 amino acids.
AUGAAGUGCGCCGAGUACACGCACAUCCCGUUAGACGAUAUAGAGCCAGACCUUAUCGAAUUUCCGAGGAAGAUAACAGCGCUUUCCGUCUCGAGCUCCGGCAUAACACAGGCUCUGCAGGCUCAAGCUCAAAUGGUUUAUGCAUGCACGGCACAACGAGACAAUGACCUCAAUCUCCGCCUAGCCAAGCUCUCGCAGCGACGCAACGAGCUUAGUCUCAAAAUCUCCAAGAUCGCUGCCCACGAAAGCCACAUGAACACCAUCAUCGCAAAAUCCUCCGUCGAAUACAGCAGCGACAUGCAGCUUAUCUCGGUAGUGACAUUGCUCUUUCUACCUGGCACAUUCAUGGCCACUCUUUUCAGUGCCAGCUUUUGGAACUUCCAGCCCGGACACCAAGGUCCGGUGGUCUCGAGAUGGGGUUGGGUGUACUUUGUUAUCACGAUUACACUUACGCUGACAGUUUUUGCGGUUUGGAGGUUCUUUUCUAGGUGGGAGAGGAUGAAAGAGGUACCUUUCAAGUUGGAGACUGAUAUAAGCGUGCUGGAUGCGAUUGAUGAGAUCAAUGAGGACUAA